AUUCAUCAGUCGCACAGCUCUGCCAGCAACAUCAACAGCAUCAGCAUCAGCAACUUUUGCUUUAAUCCCAGGAAUACUCAAAGAAUCUCACCAUGAACUUCUACAAGAUCUUCGUCUUUGUUGCUCUGUUCCUGGCCAUCAGCGUGGGACGAUCGGAGGCCGGUUGGCUGAAAAAGCUGGGAAAGAGACUUGAACGCGUUGGCCAGCACACCAGAGAUGCCACAAUUCAGGUUGUGGGAAUUGCUCAACAGGCCGCCAAUGUGGCAGCGACUGCCAGAGGAUGAAGAGAGACAACAGUCACACCUUAACAUAUUUAAUUUAUUUUCGUAAACUUAAUUCCUUG
Messenger RNA from Drosophila subobscura, 343 nucleotides. RefSeq names its product cecropin-C-like. The transcript is spliced from 2 exons. Gene Ontology annotation, cellular component: extracellular region. The record is from RefSeq and is a predicted model, not a curated record. Gene Ontology annotation, biological process: defense response to Gram-negative bacterium; antibacterial humoral response; defense response to Gram-positive bacterium. Lineage: Eukaryota; Metazoa; Arthropoda; Insecta; Diptera; Drosophilidae. Bases 93 to 284 code for a protein of 63 amino acids.